Molecule: messenger RNA, 819 nt
Organism: Saccharomyces cerevisiae S288C
Lineage: Eukaryota; Fungi; Ascomycota; Saccharomycetes; Saccharomycetales; Saccharomycetaceae
Gene: LYS5
Product: holo-[acyl-carrier-protein] synthase
Exons: 1
Coding region: 1-819 (272 amino acids)
Molecular function (GO): holo-[acyl-carrier-protein] synthase activity; magnesium ion binding
Source: RefSeq, marked reviewed
AUGGUUAAAACGACUGAAGUAGUAAGCGAAGUUUCAAAGGUGGCAGGUGUAAGACCAUGGGCAGGUAUAUUCGUUGUUGAAAUUCAAGAGGAUAUACUCGCGGAUGAGUUUACGUUCGAGGCAUUAAUGAGAACUUUGCCAUUGGCGUCUCAAGCCAGAAUCCUCAAUAAAAAAUCGUUUCACGAUAGAUGUUCAAAUCUAUGCAGCCAGCUGCUGCAGUUGUUUGGCUGCUCUAUAGUAACGGGCUUAAAUUUUCAAGAGCUGAAAUUUGACAAGGGCAGCUUCGGUAAGCCAUUCUUAGACAACAAUCGUUUUCUUCCAUUUAGCAUGACCAUCGGUGAACAAUAUGUAGCUAUGUUCCUCGUAAAAUGUGUAAGUACAGAUGAAUACCAGGAUGUCGGAAUUGAUAUCGCUUCUCCGUGCAAUUAUGGCGGGAGGGAAGAGUUGGAGCUAUUUAAAGAAGUUUUUAGUGAAAGAGAAUUUAACGGUUUACUGAAAGCGUCUGAUCCAUGCACAAUAUUUACUUACUUAUGGUCCUUGAAGGAGUCGUAUACAAAAUUUACUGGAACUGGCCUUAACACAGACUUGUCACUAAUAGAUUUUGGCGCUAUCAGCUUUUUUCCGGCUGAGGGAGCUUCUAUGUGCAUAACUCUGGAUGAAGUUCCAUUGAUUUUCCAUUCUCAAUGGUUCAAUAACGAAAUUGUCACUAUCUGUAUGCCAAAGUCCAUCAGUGAUAAAAUCAACACGAACAGACCAAAAUUAUAUAAUAUCAGCUUAUCUACGUUGAUUGAUUAUUUCAUCGAAAAUGAUGGUUUAUAA